Messenger RNA from Adineta steineri, 2115 nucleotides. NCBI's taxonomy places the organism in Eukaryota, Metazoa, Rotifera, Eurotatoria, Adinetida, Adinetidae. The record is from the annotation of a GenBank genome assembly.
AUGAUAUUAACAUGUACUGGAUUAUAUUUAUUACGUAAUCAAUUAGUAAAUUUAUUAAAUUUAAACGAUACCAAUGAAAAUAUAUGUACAAAUGAUGAUAGCAUUCAAUCAGAAAUUUUAUCAACAAAUAACAAUACAUUAACAGAACAAACUCCAAUAGCUAUACGUGAUUUUUCAUCACAAUAUGGAUCAAAUCGUAGUGAUAGUUAUGUUGUAUCAAAUAUAUGUUCACAUGCUGAAAUCUAUCCAUUAUAUGGUGAUUCAACCCAUGCAUUAGUUUUUCGUACAUAUGGUCCAUGGUGGAUUAAUAUGCCGUCGUAUAAAGAAACAAUAAAAAAUUUUAUACGUUGGGAAAAUAAUUUUACUAGUCGAGAUUUUAUUGAUAUUGAAUAUAAAGAUUUUGUUUAUGAAUGUAUUAGUUUAAAUAUUUAUGAAACAUAUAAUCCAGGUACACUUGAAGUUGUUUAUGUUGGAAAAGAAGAUGAAUAUGGAAAUGUUACAUGGCAUCGUAUAUGGUCUUUUCCUCAACCAUUUAGUAUUAUAUUAUGUGAUAAUGAAGAAAUUUUUAUUGAAAAUGGUCGUCAAACAAUCGAUGAUUUAUUUCCAGAUCAUAUCAAUACAGAUUCUAUUGUUCCAUCCUUACGUUUAAAUACUGAUAAUAGACAAAAAUCAAAAUUUCAUACACAUCAUACGAACCCACCUGCUGCUCGUUUACCACGUAUAGUUAAAAUUCCAUUAAAAGAUAAAUUUACAUUUCCAACACGAUUAAUUCGUCUGGAAUUCGAUCAUAGUACUGCUAAUUAUUAUUCAGAAAUUGAUACAGUUAUUUUAUCUGGAAAAAUUUCGCCAACGAAUUCAAUCGUAAUUGAAGAUACUCAACAUAUUCCAUCUUCUACAACAAUAAUUCAGGAAAAUGAAUCUGACGAAAAGAAUUAUUCAGCUAAUUUAACCAAACUUCCAUUUGAUAUUUUAUUUAUAAUUUGUUCUUAUCUUGAUUUACGUUCAUUAGUUCGUUUAUCAUCAACAUGUCAUUUAUUACAUCGUCAAUGUCUUGAUUCAUUACAAUUUCAAUCACUUAAUUUACAACCCUAUUGGAAUGGUAUAACAAAUUAUUCCAUUGAAAAUUUUUUUCGAUAUCAUUGUAUUCAAACACGUUAUCUUUCAUUAGCAUGGACUAAAUCAAUACAAUGUUCAUCAUUUAAUCAAUUAUUAAAUAUUUGUUCGAAUAAUCUUGUUCAGCUUAAUCUAGCCUGUUGUCAAUAUUUAACUGGACAAUAUAUUAAAAUAAUUGUUAAUUAUUGUCCAAAUAUUGAAGUAUUAAAUCUAGAAAAUUGUUUUUCAUUAAAUAAUCUCGAUUUUAUACCAUUAAAAUACCUCAAUCAUAUACGAAUAUUAAAUGUUUAUAGAACAAAAAUUGAUUAUAGAACUUUAUUACCAUUUAUUGAUAAUAAUAAAAAAUAUUUAGAAAAUAUUAAUUUAGGUAGUUGUCAAAAUUUAAAUGAUCCUAUUGGUAUACUUAAAUUAUUAUUUGCUCGUUGUUCAAAUCUUCGUUCUAUUGAUCUAUGGCGUACAUGUGGUUUAACUCAGAAUGGAUUUUUAUCAGUAAUUGGUUUACCAUUUGAUAUUGGAGAAGAAAAACGACGAAUAUUAAAUUUAUCAAAAGAUGAACAAGAAGAAUUAGCUCUUAUUUAUUCAAGUGUUAAUAUGCCUAUUGAAAUUAAUACAAUAAUGCAUAUAAAAUAUUUGAGUGAAGUCGAUCUUGGAUGGACUGAUCCUCCGCCAGGUUUUAUAAAAAGUUUUGUUCAACAAAUUGGACAUUCAUUAAUUAAACUGUUCUUAACAGCUUGUCGACGUGUUAAUAAUGAAGAUAUACUAGCAGUUAGUGAACAUUGUCUUCAGUUACGUCAACUUGAUUUACUUGGCUCGAGUAUAAUCGUUGAAACAAGUAUUGAAUCUAUAUUAACACGUUGUUUAUAUUUGGAAUUUCUUGAUUUAUCAUUUUGUGAUAAAAUAUCUAAUGAAACAUUAUCUAUAUGGAUAUGUCAAUAUAAAAAUUGUUUUAAAAGAAGUUAUUCACCAAUGAUGAAUGAUGAUAUUUAUACAGAAUUUACUUAA